Messenger RNA from Lolium perenne, 943 nucleotides. Its product is annotated as antimicrobial ginkbilobin-2-like protein. The record is from RefSeq and is a predicted model, not a curated record. Lineage: Eukaryota; Viridiplantae; Streptophyta; Magnoliopsida; Poales; Poaceae.
CCUUCGGCCAGUGACACAUCUCUUUAUAUAUCAACACGGAUGCUCUCCUCAUCAGCAACCUACACUUGCAAUUCAUUUGUUCCACCGACCAGCCAUGAUGAUUCUUGAGGCCACAUUCCUUCUCCUCCUGCUCGCCGGCUCCCAGGCGGCGGCGGGCUCCAUCGACGCGCCGGCCGCGUCGUGCUCCAGUGCCCGUAGCUUUGCCGCGGAUAGCCCCUUCGCUAGCAACCUGCACCAGCUCAUGUCCCUCCUCGAGACCAAGGCCCCAGCCAUCGGCUUCGACAUCGCAACGUCCGGCGGCGACGGCGACGAGAGCGUGCACGGCCUGGCCCUCUGCCGCGGCGACGUCGCCAGGGCGACGUGCGCCGAGUGCAUCCGCUCCGCGAGAGCUCACGCGCAGCGCCUCUGCUCGUCCAAGAAGGAAGCCGUCGUCUGGCUCGACGCCUGCACGCUCCGGUACUCCGCCGAGCCGUUCUUCGGCGAGCCUGACAGCGAGCACACCGCCUUCGUUCCGGGAAACGUCGUCAAGAGCGCGGCGAGAUCGGCCGAGCUCGAUGAGGAGGUCGCUGGCAUGAUGAAGAAGCUCACCAGGACGGCGUAUCUCUCGCCGCUGCUGUUCGCUGCCGGGGCGGCCGACGCAAUCGGGGGGACGCACAGGCUGCACGGCCUGGCCCAGUGCACCAAGGACCUCUCCGGCGGGGACUGCAAGCUAUGCCUUGAAGCCGCCAUUGCUAAACUGGUCGCGAGGGGAUGCGCCAAGGAGGGAGGGAAGGUGCUAGGUGGAAGCUGCAGCUUGAGAUAUGAGCUGUAUCCCUUGUUUGAUUCCUAGGCACUCCCUUCAGCAAUUCAGUUGAUGUUGUAAAUUUGUAAUUAAAGUGUUAUGUCCUCAUUGUCCAUAGAGAUUCCCAUGAACUCAAAUACAAGGAAACUUCAAUUUCUGCUA